Messenger RNA from Neoarius graeffei (lesser salmon catfish), 1930 nucleotides. RefSeq names its product mitogen-activated protein kinase kinase 4a (gene map2k4a). Gene Ontology annotation, molecular function: JUN kinase kinase activity; ATP binding. The transcript has 12 exons. The record is from RefSeq and is a predicted model, not a curated record. Bases 137 to 1381 code for a protein of 414 amino acids. Gene Ontology annotation, biological process: MAPK cascade; protein phosphorylation. Lineage: Eukaryota; Metazoa; Chordata; Actinopteri; Siluriformes; Ariidae.
GUGUGUAGUGCAGUGUGUAGUGCACUGUGUAGGAGGCGUGCAGUGAUUGGGGACGCAGCCCGGCGCGUGUGUGUCUCUGCACUGCAGGCCGGCGGUGCUGCGGGUGGAGGUGGCUGUGGCUGAGCUCGGCGCUCUGAUGGCGACUCCCAGCGCGAACAGCAGCUCCGCGACACCGCCCUCCGCCCUCAGCAGCGGCCCCCGCGCCGCCUCCCCACAGCACCACCACUGCCAGCACAUCACCACCAUGAGCAGCAUGCAAGCAGGAUUUCAGUUUAACCUGUCAGGAGCUGCCCAAAGUAAACGUAAAGUACUGAAGUUAGAUUUUGCCAAUCCGUCAAUCAAAUCAGCCACCAGAUUCAACCUCAGCACUGCGGGACCGCCCUUCCAGAACCCUCACAUAGAACGUUUGCGCACACACAGUAUUGAAUCAUCAGGAAAGUUAAAGAUUUCUCCAGAGCAGCACUGUGACUUCACUGCGGAGGACCUGAAGGACCUGGGGGAGAUUGGCCGAGGAGCAUACGGCUCCGUCAACAAGAUGGCGUACAAACCUAGCGGACAGAUCAUGGCUGUAAAGAGGAUCAGGUCGACGGUGGAUGAGAAGGAGCAGAAGCAGUUGCUGAUGGAUCUGGACGUGGUGAUGAGGAGCAGUGACUGUCCCUACAUUGUCCAGUUCUACGGAGCGCUUUUCAGAGAGGGCGACUGUUGGAUAUGUAUGGAACUCAUGUCUACCUCUCUCGACAAAUUCUAUAAAUAUGUCUAUUCCACGUUGGAGGAUGUGAUCCCUGAGGAGAUCUUGGGCAAAAUUACACUCGCUACUGUGAAAGCACUUAACCACUUAAAGGAAAACUUGAAAAUAAUUCACAGAGACAUUAAGCCGUCGAACAUCCUGUUGGACAGGAGCGGGAACAUUAAGCUGUGUGAUUUCGGGAUCAGCGGACAGCUCGUCGACUCCAUCGCCAAGACCCGAGACGCAGGCUGCAGGCCGUACAUGGCACCGGAGAGAAUAGACCCCAGUGCUUCCCGACAGGGUUAUGAUGUACGCUCAGAUGUUUGGAGUUUGGGAAUCACACUGUACGAGUUGGCGACGGGUCGGUUUCCGUACCCGAAGUGGAACAGUGUGUUUGAUCAGCUCACACAGGUGGUGAAAGGAGAUCCUCCACAACUCAGCAACUCUGAGGAGAGACAGUUCUCCCCCAAAUUCAUCAACUUCGUCAACCUGUGCCUUACAAAGGACGAGUCGAAAAGGCCAAAGUACCGAGAGCUCCUGAAACACCCGUUCAUCCUGAUGUACGAGGAGCGCACUGUGGACGUGGCCAGCUAUGUGUGCAGGAUCCUGGACCAGAUGCCGGCGUCCCCCAGCUCCCCCAUGAACAUGGACUAAACACACACGCACGCAAACGCACGCUGAGCCAAGUUUCGCUUCGUCACAGAACCCUGCAGUGUUCCUUAGAAACGCAGAGGCGCCCAGAGCAGCGAGACGGCUGUCCUCGAUCACACAUACUGUCUGUCUGUCUGUCUGUCUGUCUGUCUGUCUGUCUGUCUGUCUGUCUGUCUUGUGUCUCACCUGUCAGCACGCACCUCUGCUGAUGUGUGGUCUCCACACGUACUGUACAUACACCCUGCCCCUGUGUGUGUGUGUGUGUGUGUGUGUGUGUGUGUGUGUGUGUGUGUGUGUGUGCGCGCUGAGGGGGUUUGUAUAGCAGCCGUACUGAAGCUCUGCUCCUGCUGGUCUGUCUGUUCUCUGCCUGAUGAUGGCUCAGUCCCAAAUGCCUUGCUCCAUACACAAGUGCACUGUAUAGGGUGAUUAAUAACGUCUCCUGCACCCUGUGUAGUGCACUGUUUUGGUUUAUUUGGGAUUCGGCCCAUGAUUGUGUCCUUACUGUAUAAUGAUCCAUGUUCUGAUAUAUAAAAUAAAUAAACUGGAAAUGGA